AUGAACAAGAUCCGAAAGUUCUUCCGAGGAAGUGGGCGAGUCCUGGCAUUUAUAUUUGUAGCUUCUGUCAUCUGGCUGCUCUUUGACAUGGCAGCUCUCCGCCUCUCAUUCAGCGAGAUCAACACUCGUGUCCUCAAGGAAGACAUUGUCAGGAGAGAGCAGGGUGGGUUCAGAGUCCAGCCAAACCAAAUGAAAAUCCUUUACAGCAGCAUAAAAGAGAUGAAGCCCCCACCGAAGGGAUAUCGGAAGGGGGCAUGGGGCAAAGAGAACUUUAGAAAGACUGAGGAGAGUGUGCUCAAGGUUGAGGAUGAUUUGGACCGAACACAGAGGGAAAGAAAAAUGCAGAAUGCCCCAGGAAGGAGUAAGGUGAUGCCUCUGUGGCAACCUGCACAUCUGCAGACCCUGCCACCGACGCUUGCCAAGCAGAAGACAGAGGGGCAAGACAUCAGACCUGAAGCCUUCGCUCGCUGGGUGAGACCAAAGCACAUGACAGCUCAGGGGGCUCAGAAAACUCCAUUCAUAGAUGAAAAAGGAACUCCAUUGGUCAAAAUAUCUGUACACACAGGAAUUGUCGGAGUAAACGAGAAGACCCUGACAGGUCACAGUCUCAGAAGCAAUGCAUCAAAGCAAGCAGCUGAAAGGGACCUCAAUGUGACCAUCAAUCUUAACACUGACAGACCAAAGCAGAAAGCACAGAUAGUAGCAAAUGAGAGGACACGCCCUGCCAACCCGCCAGUGCCGAAAUCUGGGGAAAUGAUAGCCUUAAAUAAAACUGAGACUCAGACCAAAGAACUAAAUGCAAAUAAACACAAAGCCAAUAAGGGUCUACCCUUUUCCAAGUUCAUUAUCAAUUCAAAUCGCUUAAAGAAGCACUCUAUUAAUAAUGAGACACAUUUGGGAGACAUGCCAAAGGAUGAUGGAGCUAAAAUGGCUCAUGGGAAGAAACUCGAUUUCUCUGAAAGUCAUGUUGUGAUUAUAACCAAGGAGGAAGAGCUAAAGACAGACACCAAAGAGGUCCUCAAUUAUAAAACCAAAAGUAUAAUUCCCAAAGUAUUGGGUGAAAGCCAAGGCAAUCAUACUUCCAGGAAUAUAAGUGAGGUAUCUUUCUCUUCACUUGUCCUACAGAGAGCAACAAUGUCUCGAAUCAACACAACCUUAGCUGGGGAGCUAGAGCCUGUAAGAGUCAACUCAACUGUCAAGGCCCAGCCCACAGAAAACAACCAAAGUCAUAUAAAAACCCAUUUAGCUGAAGACCAUGGGACACACCAGGUGUUAAGGAUUGAUAUGACACUUUUUCCAAGGGACCCCAAAGCUCCGGGUCAGUUUGGACGUCCCAUAGUUGUCCCUCCUGGAAAGGAGAAAGAGGCAGAAAGAAGAUGGAAAGAAGGAAACUUCAAUGUCUACCUUAGUGAUUUGAUCCCAGUGGAUAGAGCCAUUGAGGACACAAGACCUGCUGGGUGCGCACAGCAGCUCGUCCACAAUAGCCUCCCCACGACCAGCGUCAUCAUGUGCUUUGUGGAUGAGGUGUGGUCCACUCUCCUGAGGUCUGUUCACAGCGUCCUCAAUCGUUCUCCUCCACACCUCAUCAAGGAGAUUCUGUUGGUGGAUGACUUCAGCACCAAAGACUACCUAAAAGAUAAGUUGGAUAAAUACAUGUCUCAGUUUCCAAAAGUUCGGAUACUUCGCCUCAAAGAGAGACAUGGCUUAAUAAGGGCCCGGCUGGCGGGGGCACAGAAUGCAACAGGUGAUGUGUUGACAUUCUUAGAUUCUCACGUGGAAUGUAACGUUGGUUGGUUGGAACCUCUUCUGGAGAGAGUUUAUUUAAGUAGAAAAAAAGUGGCCUGUCCAGUAAUUGAAGUCAUCAACGAUAAGGAUAUGAGUUACAUGACAGUGGACAACUUUCAAAGAGGCAUCUUUGUGUGGCCCAUGAACUUUGGUUGGAGAACAAUUCCUCCAGAUGUCAUUGCAAAAAACAGAAUUAAAGAAACUGAUGUAAUAAGGUGUCCCGUCAUGGCAGGAGGAUUAUUUUCAAUUGAUAAAAAUUACUUUUUUGAACUUGGAACAUACGACCCUGGGCUUGAUGUUUGGGGUGGAGAAAAUAUGGAGCUCUCAUUCAAGGUGUGGAUGUGUGGUGGAGAAAUCGAGAUCAUUCCCUGUUCGCGAGUGGGCCACAUAUUCAGAAAUGACAAUCCAUAUUCUUUCCCCAAAGACCGGAUGAAGACAGUGGAGCGGAAUUUGGUGCGGGUUGCUGAGGUCUGGCUUGACGAAUACAAGGAGCUGUUCUAUGGCCAUGGGGAUCACCUCAUAGACCAAAGUUUAGAUGUCGGAAACCUCACCCAACAGCGGGAACUGCGAAAGAAACUGAAAUGCAAAAGCUUCAAGUGGUACUUGGACAAUGUUUUUCCCGACUUGAAAGCCCCCAUUGUGAGAGCUGGUGGUGUGCUUAUUAACGUGGCUUUGGGUAAAUGCAUUUCCAUUGAAAACACCACAGCUCUUCUGGAAGACUGUGACGGGAGCAGCAAGCUGCAACAAUUUAAUUACACCUGGUUAAGACUUAUUAAACAUGGAGAAUGGUGUUUAGCACCCAUCCCUGACAAAGGAGCCCUAGAGCUGCACCCUUGUGAUAACAGAAACAAAGGGCUAAAAUGGCUCCAUAAAUCAACAUCAGUCUUUCAUCCAGAACUGGUGAACCACAUUGUUUCUGAAAACUAUCAUCAGUUGCUAUGCUUGGAAGGAAAUGUCUCUCAGAAGUCCCUGAAGGCAGCUACUUGUGACCCAGUAAAGCCAAAUCAAAAGUGGAAAUUUGAAAAAUAUUAUGAAGGUUGAAGAGGAACUGGUGUUUUUAUCUAGUAAACCCAUUAGAACCCAUUACUGUGAAAAUAAGAGUAAACUUGGUGACUAUUUUCUGGUGGUGGUUUAAAUUUUCAACUUUAAUAGCAUUUGAAUGAAAGAUUGAAGAAAUGUCACAAUAUUUGGGGUACCAAAAGAUAACUCAGGGAAACAGUCCCACAUUGGACUGGGGUCCUUUAUCAACAUCGGGUGGCCUUUUGGAUUCCCAUCCUCCUCUCCCUUGUGCCUGAGCUUAUCCUGCAUGUUCCCCAUUCAGUCAAACAGUAGCUGGAAACUAAGACAGACAUACUUGAGAAAGCACAGUGAUAGUGAUGUGUGUUUGAUAAUAACUAGCUUUAGGCUCACAUGCAGGUAUAAGCAAUGAGAACCUGAUCCUUUAUUUGGUAUUUUUUUCAUCAAAUAAAUGUGCUUAUGUUCUUAUGGCCGGAAAGACUUCAAAAACACAAAUCUGUCACCUUAGGGAAAUCCCUCCAGGCUCCAUAUAUAGUCUUCCAAUAGUUUAAAAUAGAAUUGAGAUGAUCCUACUUGAUGGCAGGGUUUUUUGAUCUAGAUCACCACAUAAUGUCUUUCCCAAUCUGAGUCAGUAGGAACUCUUUAACUGGAAAGAGACCUUCAAAUCCUUUUUCAAUUUUAAGUAUGGACACUGUUUCAGCUCUUUAUGUUGUGCUUUCAAAACUACACUUAAAAAUAUGGUCAUACCUGCAACUUCCUAGACUUAUGUGGUUAUUUAAAAACAAAAAAAAAAAAAAAAAAAAAGAGAGAGAGAGACACAACACACUGUACUAACCAAAAUUAUAUUUAAUUAUUGAAGAAACUCUUAUACAGAACCAAACAAGAGGAUUGAAAUGAACAAAGCAGAAAUAGAUCACUGAAAAUAUUGAGGUUCUUUUAUUGAAAAUAACAAAAUACUACUUUAGGUUGAGCAGUGUUCACAGUGAUGAAGUAUGCUAAAGAAUGGGCUCUAAAAUACUUCAAAGUGGAAAUAAGGUGAAGGAAACGAAGUAAGGGGAGGAAAAUGAGGUAAACAACCCUCAGGAAGAGAAUUAGAAAAAAAAAAUCCCAUCUUUGUAAAGAAAGGAAGUGGAUUGGGCACCUCUACGGGGGGGAUAAAACGUGUAAAGCUCUAGAUGUGGACCCAAUGAUAAAUAAUAGUGACAAUUUGGGGAUAAAGUCACAUAUCAGUUAUUUCUUUGAUCCAAACCGAGCCUCUGAUCUUAGGUAUGCCAGUCUUUAGGUAUAUCAGAAGACAUUUCGAGAUCAUGAUAUCAUUUACAUUCAUUUUCGUUAAGAAAAUUAUGCCCAGAAGACAAAUUGUCUGUUCUCGAAUCCUAGGCCAGUUAGUGAGAGAGCCAGUUUUAGAAUGUGGAUCUCCAGACAGGCUCAUUCCACUGUCCCAGGCUUCUGGCCUCUCGACUCUGUCCCACAGGACUCCUGAGAAAGAAACCCAAGUCCCUUGCUAGGGUUGGGUCCCUGGAAGAUAGCUAUACUAUUGCUUGAACUGGUCAUCUUUAGUUCUGACUUCCUACUUUAAAUUUAAUUUCAACUCCCAACUAAUUACGCAAAAGCAGAACAAAACUAAGAAUGAGAAAAGGGAACAGUGUUGCAUAUUUGCAUCAUAUUUAAAAUGUUUUAUUCAAAUAAUCGACAUUACAGAUGAGAUCAGAGAAUGACUAGAAAAUGAGGUGACUCUUUUCAAAACAGAGCCGAGGCGGGGCA
Choloepus didactylus (southern two-toed sloth) is the source of this 4566-nucleotide messenger RNA. RefSeq names its product polypeptide N-acetylgalactosaminyltransferase 5 (gene GALNT5). Lineage: Eukaryota; Metazoa; Chordata; Mammalia; Pilosa; Megalonychidae. Gene Ontology annotation, cellular component: Golgi apparatus. The transcript has 10 exons. The record is from RefSeq and is a predicted model, not a curated record. Bases 1 to 2826 code for a protein of 941 amino acids.